Sorex araneus (European shrew) is the source of this 2028-nucleotide messenger RNA. It is a transcript of the gene OMA1, whose product is annotated as OMA1 zinc metallopeptidase. Gene Ontology annotation, biological process: protein quality control for misfolded or incompletely synthesized proteins; mitochondrial protein processing. The record is from RefSeq and is a predicted model, not a curated record. Lineage: Eukaryota; Metazoa; Chordata; Mammalia; Eulipotyphla; Soricidae. The coding region runs from base 264 to 1799 and encodes 511 amino acids. Gene Ontology annotation, cellular component: mitochondrial inner membrane. The transcript is spliced from 10 exons. Gene Ontology annotation, molecular function: metalloendopeptidase activity.
GGAGUCGGCUUCGCUGGCAGCGCUGCCCGGGUCUGUCGUGGUGCGGGGGGCGCCUUAGUCCUCCUCUGCCGAGUGGGGCCGGGCCCAGGAUCAGAUAUCCACUUGUAACUCUGUGGCUCGAGGCAGAGGUCACUAGGGACUUACCAGACAGCCAGGUCUCUGCUCUUCUUCAUGGAGGCUGUAGGAAGCGCCUUGCAAAGGAGUGUGGCUGGGAGAGUCAGUGGACCACGGUCAGGGGAAGAAAAGAGGCGAGCCAAAGAAAGAUGCACUUCAUCUGCAGGCCUUCCGGAAACCGCCUUUUCCAGCUCGGGGCACUGAUCCCCUGGAGACAGUGUGCCAGACUCCCUGUCACCUCCCCCGUCCACUGCCAGGCACAGCUGGACCCUGCAGUGACGCCGCUGUGGCGGUGGCCUUGGGGCCGCGGCUGGUCUCAGGGGCAGAGGCACAUCUUCCUUCCUGGGACCGCUCGCGGCCGUCGGACUUGGAACCAGCAAACUCCAGGCUGCUGCUCUAGGAGCCCAGGGGAGGACACUGGCACCGCGCCCAGGAACGGGGCCCCGGGGAGUCCCCCUUUCUCCAGCCAGCGCCGCCCUGCUCCCCCGCCCGCCUCUCCUCCAGGCCCUGUGAGGGGCUUCCACGCGUCCCCGCGCUGCCAGGCCAGCCCAUUGCCCCUCCUGCUGAUCAUCCUCAAACCCGUGCAGAAGCUACUCGCAAUCAUUGUAGGCAGGGGCAUAAGGAAUUGGUGGAAGGCACUUCCCCCUAACAAGAAGGAACUGUUGAAAGAAAGUGUGAGGAAGAAUAAGUGGAAGGUGGUCUUUGGCUUGAGUAGUUUUGGAUUGCUCUUCAUAGUGUUUUAUUUUACCCACCUGGAAGUGAGUCCGAUCACGGGAAGGAGCAAGCUGCUAGUACUGGGGAAAGAACAUUUCAGACUUUUAUCCGAGCUGGAGUAUGAAGCAUUGAUGGAACAGUUUAAAGAUGAUAUGCUGCCCGAGACAGACGCCAGACACCUGGGUGUUGCAGAAGUAGUCUCCCACCUGAUUGAGAGCAAUCAGGAUGUCCCUGGGGUCUCCGACAUCAACUGGGUGGUUCAUGUGGUCGACUCCCCAGUUAUCAAUGCCUUUGUGUUGCCCAAUGGACAAAUGUUUAUCUUCACCGGACUUUUAAAUAGCGUGGCCGAUAUUCAUCAACUUUGCUUUCUCCUGGGACAUGAAAUAGCGCACGCAGUGCUGGGGCAUGCGGCAGAAAAGGCUAGCUUGGUUCAUUUGUUGGAUUUCCUAGGUCUGAUUUUCCUUACAAUGACGUGGGCCAUUUGUCCUCAAGAUAGUUUGGCACUUUUGGGCCAGUGGAUACAGUCUAAACUAAAGGAGUACAUGUUUGAUAGACCCUACAGCAGGACGUUGGAGGCAGAAGCAGAUAGAAUUGGACUACUGUUUGCUGCAAAGGCUUGUGUGGACGUAAGGGCCAGUUCCGUGUUCUGGCAGCAGAUGGAAUUCGCAGACAGCCUCCAGGGCCAGCCCAAGAUGCCGGAGUGGCUGUCCACACAUCCUUCUCACGGGAACCGAGCAGAGCACCUGGAUAGACUCAUACCGCAGGCUCUGGAAAUGAGAGAGAUUUGUAACUGCCCACCGCUCUCUGGACCAGACCCGCGAUUACUGUUCAAACUCAGCAUGAAGCAUCUUCUUGAAGAGACAGAGAAAGGAGGCCUAAAUGUUCCUGUGAAGAAACCGAAAAUGGAACCUCUCCUCAAACAAGCCCAGAAGCAAAUACCAUUAACAAGUAUAGUUGAGAAAAAAAAUUGACAGUUGAAUGAAGAUUUAUGAGACAUGGGAUGUAUGAAGAAAUGAAGCAUUCUUUCCAAUUUUCAUGUGGUUUAUUUUUAAAAUGAUGUUUGAGAUGAGGGGGAAAGGCUACCCAAGGUCAAAUCAUGUAUAUUAUGGCUAUCAUCUAAAUUCUACCAUGUAUUUUUCAUGAUAUAUUGAUGUAUUUUAAACUACUUUGCAAUACCUCCAAUGAAGGGAAUGUCACAGA